GCAGCAUGGUGGGCGAUGCUAGUAGUCAGAGAUGCCAUGCUGGCUGAUGGGGGAAUAGUGGAGCUGGUAGUGGCUUCCUGGGGAAGAUAGAAACAGGAGAGAAAGAGAUAUACGAGAGAGGAAGACGCUGGUAAGGAGGGAAAAGGGGAAAAAGGGGAGAAUAUUUGACGAGAGCUGGAAGAGCACGAGAGAGGAAGGUUGCUCGGUGAACUUCCAGAGCACCUUGAUACUAGACUUCUUCAGCUGAGGUUCACCAUGUCGGACGAGAUCACACCCAUUACUCUUACUACUCUUUAUGAGAUGAUGGUGGAUUUGACGCGGAGGGUUGAGAGGAUUGAGCUUAUUUUGUCAGAGCAUCCAUCGUCAUCGAGAGAAGCUCCAGGAGUAGCGAUGCCUUCAUUACCACAUUUGACUUCAUCGAUGUUUGCUGCUUUGGGUGCCUCACAUCCACGGCCUCGCCCACAUUCAGUGUUCCAGCAGCGCUCCUCAUCCAUUUCAUUGGCUAUGCCGACACGACCUUCAUCCCGGCUUCAGGGCCCUCCAGUUAUUACAGUCCCUCAGGAGCGACUUCACCCUCAUCGACGAUGUCAGAGACGCUUUUCAGAUUUGAGCACACCCCUGAGCAGAGUUCUUGAGACGUUCCAGGCCAUGGGAUUCUUGGCUCCUCUGGCUCCCAGGGCACUUCCAGAUCCUGUGCCUCCGCAGUUUCGGCUUGACUUGUAUUGUGCGUACCAUCAAUCAGCAGGACAUCACACUGAUCGUUGUACUGCUCUACGACAUGCCAUACAGGACAUUAUUGAUUCUGGGACGUUUGGGCAUCCUCAGUCCGAUAUUUCCUAUUCCUACCUCAGCUCAGGCCAUGCAUGUAGACUCCCCUCCACCAGCAGUCCCUGA
Molecule: messenger RNA, 894 nt
Organism: Vitis riparia (riverbank grape)
Lineage: Eukaryota; Viridiplantae; Streptophyta; Magnoliopsida; Vitales; Vitaceae
Exons: 2
Coding region: 256-894 (212 amino acids)
Source: RefSeq, a predicted model, not a curated record